GGUGACCCGGAUGUGGCGCAGGUUGUGUUGACAUCAGAGCGGCGGCGAUCAUCAUCAGAUCAUGUUCUCAUUUCUGCGUUUCUUGUGAGUGGAAGCGGCGCGUCAGUCGCUGUGCGGGCGUCAGGUGCAGCAUCUUCUCCAUGUGUGUCUCCUGAGUCUCGGGAGUGUGUCGUGCUCUUGUUCUUCUGUUCUGAGCGACCCGAGGUCAUCAUGGCGAGUAAAGCGGGAGACGACCCGGACAGCCUGAUGUCUCUGUGUUCCGUCUUCUGCCUGAAGAACCUGCGGAGGACCAUGUGCUUCAGCGGAGAGCAGAAACGGCUCCAGCUGCGGCCCGACGUCUUCCUGCCCGGCGAGAUCUGCGACCGGCUGGUGAACGAGUACAUGGAUCUGCUGCACACUGACAGCGACUUCGAGCCGCAGGACGGCUUCUUCCAGCUCUUCAGUGACCCGCGCAGCACCAGACUGACCCGCCUGCAGCUGAGGGAGGAUCUGGUGCGAGACCGAGACCUGGAGGCCAUCGGCACCAUGUGCUUCAGCGGAGAGCAGAACCGGCUCCAGCUGCGGCCCGACGUCUUCCUGCCCGGCGAGAUCUGCGACCGGCUGGUGAACGAGUACAUGGAUCUGCUGCACACUGACAGCGACUUCGAGCCGCAGGACGGCUUCUUCCAGCUCUUCAGUGACCCGCGCAGCACCAGACUGACCCGCCUGCAGCUGAGGGAGGAUCUGGUGCGAGACCGAGACCUGGAGGCCAUCGGGAAACAGGAUCUGAUGGAGCUUCAUCUGACCUGCUGUAACCGUCUGACGGCGCGCAGCCUGCGGACGCUCUGCAGCUUCAAACACUCGCUGCGGUCGCUCAGUGUCUUCGGCUGCUCCAGCAUCUUCUUCAGGAAGAGCGGCGCUCCGCUGGCGUACGACGAGGAGGACGAGGAGGAUCUGCAGCGGCACACGGUGGACCUGGACUUCAGCUUCCAGGGCUUCAACCGUCUGCGUCUGCUGAACCUGGGAGGCCUUCGGGCGGAACUGGACGUGGAGACGCUGCUGCGGCCGCUGCUCGCUCUGACCUCGCUGGACCUGUCGUCCGUCCAUCUGCCUCGACCGGCCUUCCUCACACAGUGGAGCGAGCGACUGGCGUCUCUGGUGCUGUAUAACGUGGAGCUGACGGAGGAGCUGAUCCACACGCUGCUGCAGAUGAGCAGACUGAGACACCUGGAUAUCUCGCGAGAGAAUCAGAGAACGUCUAAAUUCAAGAUGACGAGGAAGACCUUGAGCAGUAUCGUUCAGAGUUUGGUCGAUCUGGUGUCUCUGGACAUCUCUGGACACAUCAUGCUGGAUAACUGCACGGUGCCGGCGCUUGAGGACGUUGUGGGCCGGCCGAGCAUCGAGCCGUGUAAGAGCAGCAUUUACCCGUUUCAGGAGCUGAAGAGGCCGCUGCAGUUCUUAGGACUGUACAACACAACGCUCUGCAACGUCACACACAUACCCGCAUCUAAGGUCACUGGCUCCAAGAACGAGGAUCAGAUUCUGAACGCUAUCGAGGCGUACACGGAACAACGACCUGAGCUGGCCCAUCGAGCCAUUAACCAGCUGUUCGACAUCGCCAGGAUUCAGCACUGCAGCCAGCUGCUGCGAGCACUGCAGCUGGUGAUCACAGCACUGAAGACUCAUAAAUAUGACAAGAGCAUUCAGGUGACGGGCAGCGCCGCUCUGUUUUACCUCACCAACACCGAGUACCGCAGCGACCAGAGCGUCCGUCUGCGCAGACAGGUCAUACAGGUGGUGCUCAACGGCAUGGAGCAUUACCAGGAGGUGACGGUCCAGAGGAAUUGCUGUCUGACGCUCUGUAACUUCAGUAUUCCUGAGGAGCUGGAGUUCCAGUAUCACAGAGUCAAUCUGCUGCUGCUGAAGAUCCUGGAGCCUGUGCGUCAGGACGAGUCCAUCCAGCGCAUCGCCGUCCAUCUGUGUAACGCACUCGUCUGUCAGGUCGACAACGACCACAAAGAAGCCGUCGGCAAGAUGGGAUUCGUCAAGACGAUGCUGAAUCUGAUCCAGAAGAAGCUGCAGGACAGAAUGUGUGAUCAGGUGAUGGAGUUCUCGUGGAGCGCGCUCUGGAACAUCACAGACGAGACGCCUGAUAACUGUCAGAUGUUUCUGGAGUGUAACGGCAUGAACCUCUUCCUGGAUUGUCUGAAGGAGUUUCCUGAUAAGCAGGAGCUGCACCGUAACAUGCUGGGGCUGCUGGGUAACGUGGCUGAAGUGAAGGCGCUGAGGCCGCAGCUGCUGACCAAGCAGUUUAUCACGGUGUUCAGUGAGCUGCUGGACAGUAAAGCGGACGGCAUCGAGGUGUCCUAUAACGCCUGCGGAGUCCUGUCACACAUCAUGUUCGACGGGCCGGAGGUCUGGACCAUGGAGGAGCCCAGGAGGACACACGUCAUGGAUAAAAUGUGGGCGGCCAUCCAGAGCUGGGACGUCAGCUCGCGACGCAACAUCAACUACAGGUCGUUCGAGCCCAUCCUGCGUCUCCUCCCUCAGAGCAGCGCUCCGGUCAGUCAGCACUGGGCCACAUGGGCGCUUUAUAACCUGGUGUCCGUUUACCCGGGUAAAUACUGCCCUCUGUUGAUAAAGGAGGGCGGCGUGUGUUUGUGUGCUUAUCAGCUGAAAUGA
Messenger RNA from Sinocyclocheilus rhinocerous, 2661 nucleotides. RefSeq names its product protein zer-1 homolog. NCBI's taxonomy places the organism in Eukaryota, Metazoa, Chordata, Actinopteri, Cypriniformes, Cyprinidae. Gene Ontology annotation, cellular component: Cul2-RING ubiquitin ligase complex. The transcript is spliced from 17 exons. Bases 211 to 2661 code for a protein of 816 amino acids. Gene Ontology annotation, molecular function: protein binding. The record is from RefSeq and is a predicted model, not a curated record.